This is a messenger RNA of Capronia epimyces CBS 606.96, 1371 nucleotides long. RefSeq lists its product as uncharacterized. The record is from RefSeq and is a predicted model, not a curated record. The transcript has a single exon. NCBI's taxonomy places the organism in Eukaryota, Fungi, Ascomycota, Eurotiomycetes, Chaetothyriales, Herpotrichiellaceae. The coding region runs from base 1 to 1371 and encodes 456 amino acids.
AUGACAACCGCCGACAGCCCUUCGUCAUGCGUCUUACCGCCCUCCCUCCUCGACCUGCUAUCGAACUCCAUCAUCCUCGACAACCUUGUGCACUACUUACCUCUAUCCUCUAUCUUUGCCCUAGCAAGGACGUCUUCUUACCUGCGGGACCUAAUCUUCCACACGGCUAGCGUCUUUCGCUAUAUAGAUUUGUCAAGAUGUCGAGGAGCCUACGUCUCAACCAACCUGUUGACCAGGAUAGACUCGGGCGGAUUUCCCUGGCGUGCGCAACGAAUGGACGAAAAUCUCACCGAAGACGAAUUCUACGCCGGGCCACUGCGCGGCGUAUUGAUGAAACUGGGUCGAAUGAAGGUACUCCAAAGUGUGCAGACGUUGGUGCUCGAUGAACUGGCUUCUGUCACUCAUGAUCUAAUUAGCGACAUUGUCCUUGACCCUGAAUAUCACGUGCGGCUACUCAGUAUUCGGCGAUGCCUUAACGUCAAUCACUCGAAACUGCAGCAGUUGUUGCGCCACAUAUGCCGGCCUAGCAGGCCGGAAGGCACUCCCCGACUACAAGGCUUGUACGUAUUCACGCCGCCAGCAUCGCCCAAUCAGCACGCCCUCGACUAUGGGUUACCCGUUUCGGGCGCUACUCCUUCGCAAGGGACGCAGCUUGGAGCUGCCGUCGCACCCACCGACAGACUUGGUGCUGGCGGAAUCGAUCCUUGGUAUGCACCCGCUGGGCAGGUCAUCUACCCUGGGCAUGGCCAUCGAACUUCGUGGGAAGAAACUAUGUUGGCAUGCAAGGAUAUCAUCAGCUUUGAUGCCGUCCUCUGCACUCACAUGCACGCCGACAUGGCUCCCGUUCUGCAUGUUGCGUCUCGAGAUUACCUGGCAGAGAAUAAGGCUGGGAUUCCUCCGUUGGCCACCAUUGCUCUCGGCCCCACAGGAUGCGCAAGCUGCGGUCGCCAACCUCGCGGGGCACCGGUCUGGGGUGAAAGCGACCCGUCCGAAUUCCCUCUACUAUGGCCACCUCCGUCGAGCGGAAAGCUAAUUGACGCCGUGCGUCCUCCACCUCGGAGAGGUGAAAAUGGAGAGGUUCUUCCUCAGCGCCUCAUCGUCUCGUGCACCUGGUGUCUUACCAACCGACACUGUGAGAGUUGUCACCGAUGGUGGUGCGCCCACUGCUACAACCCGACACUAUCCAAGAAACUUAGCGAUCUCGAGAGGCUGCAUCAAGCCGGACUAUCGUACCUACCCUCUGGGGAUGAGCUGAACGAUGGAGCCACUAGCGGUGACCGUGGCGACCACAUUAAGGUAUUUAACCGCCUCUGCGUUCAACAUUGUCUUGUCGACGAGUGGAUGAUCCGGGCUGGCGGUGAUGGCAUGUGA